AUGAUGAUACGAUUUUUGUCGAUUGAAGCGGGAUUCGACUACCUGGAGGAGAUCAACUUUAUCGGACCGGAAGUGGAGCUGUGGCGCGCCUCACUGAGUAUUCAAUACGCAAUCGACAUUGAGGCCGACCUCGACGAAGCCUUCUCGGAGAAUGUCUACUCGAACGGCGGGUGA
Acanthamoeba castellanii str. Neff is the source of this 174-nucleotide messenger RNA. RefSeq lists its product as uncharacterized. Lineage: Eukaryota; Discosea; Longamoebia; Acanthamoebidae. The coding region runs from base 1 to 174 and encodes 57 amino acids. The record is from RefSeq and is a predicted model, not a curated record. The transcript is spliced from 3 exons.